AUGGUUAACCACGCCCACACACCGGCUACGCAGAAACUUACCUUUCUCGCCAAGUACACCAAAGGGGAGGUGAGGAAACUGGUAGAUAGAUUCCGACAUCGCUACGUUUCUAGCCCUGAGACAGCCUAUCAAGAAGCGUUGAAAGAGCUGAAGGAGCGGUUUGGCAACAAGACAAAUAUCACCACUGCAAUCAUCCGAAAGCUCAUCGAUUUCCCCAGAUUCAAAGCUGAGGAGAACCGCAAGCUCCAAGAACUGGCCGAUCUAUGUGUAGACGCUGCUGCCCAAAUGAAUGACCUGCCUGACCUGAACAUUCUCAACUAUGCGCACAAUCUGCAUCCCAUACUCGAGAAGUUGCCCACAUACAUCCACAACGCUUGGCGUAAGCGUGCUUCAGAACACAAAACGGCAAAAGGCAACUACCCUCCAUUCACCAUGUUGGCUGAGUUCUUGAAGCAAAAAGCGAGGCUACACAACGACCCAGAGCUGUACCCCUCAAGCAAGAUUCUCCAUCCAACGCCUGAGAAACUGAGAACAGACAGGAGCCGCGGAUCCUCUCUUUGUGUCCUGGCGACGUCCACUCCCACAAAAUCUACAUCUGCCCCCCUGGUGAUGUCCACACCCACAAAAUCUGCACCUGCGUCAACAGUUCAAGCCAAAGAGAAGUGCCAGUUUCACGACAUACAAGGCCACCGUCUGUCCGAGUGUAUUGCCUUUGGCAGAAAACCUAUUCAAGAGAGACGACAGUUCUGCAUGGACAGAGGUCUGUGCUUCAAGUGCGGUUCCAACCACCGAAUGAAGGAGUGUGAAUCAAAAGUGCAGUGCAGAAAAUGCAAAAGCACCGAGCAUGCCUCCUUCAUGCAUAUCAACCAGAAGCAGAACGAGGGGGAGGUACAGAGCGAGAAGCAACCAGCAAAGAGCCACAAGGAUGUAGUUGCUAACACGAAGUGCGCCCGGUUCUUGACCUGUUCCUCGGCAAGAUCUUGCUCCAAGAUUGUUCUCUGCAAGAUCUACCACAAGGAUCAUCCCACAAACUCCAUCCUUGGCUAUGCAGUGCUAGAUGAUCAGUCCAGUGCCUGUUUGGGAGGCCCAGAAGUAUUCGAAGCACUCAACCUUGCAGGCCCCGCUUUUCCGUACGAGAUUUCUACCUGCGGAGGGAACAAAAUCACAUCGGAAGGAAGACGAGCGUGUGGCCUGAUUGUUGAAUCACAAGACGGGAAAACUGAACAGCUACCUACCGUUAUCGAGAAUGCCUACAUUCCUGGUGACAGGAGCGAGAUUCCAAACCCUGACCUCUGUGAAAACUUUCCCCACCUCAGGCCAAUUGCUGCAAAGAUACCAGAGGUGCGAGACGACAUCAACAUCAUCCUUCUCGUUGAAAGAAAUUGCCCUGAGCCUCUGAAAGUUCGACAAUCGCGUAAUGGUCCUAGAGGAACACCAUGGGCGCAACGUACUGACCUAGGUUGGACUGUCUCUGGACAAGUUUGCAUGAGUGGUGCCAAAGGGAAAGUACACGCCUCCGUCAAACGCACGAUCCUUCAACCACAACCUGAUGGAUCAGAUGUCUGUGAAAAUCACCUCUAUGUGAAAGAUAUGCUCUCAUCAGCCCGCAAGAACACAACAACGGACAUAUACGUGGAAACUCCAGAGGACAACUUGAAGGCCCUGUCGAUCGAAGAUCAGCACUUUCUCGACAUCCUGACAGAAGGUGCCCACACCAACUCAGAUGGAAACCUGGAGUUCCCUCUACCCUUCAAGCAACAUCAGCCAAACCUGCCCAACAACCGUCCUCAGGCCCAAAGCAGACUAGACAACCUCUUGAAGAAUCUACGUCGUAAGCCAAAGAUGAUGUCAGACUACAUUGCCUUUUUUGACAAGAUCCUAACCAGAAACCACGCCAGCCGAGUACCUGAGAAUGAGCUGUGCCCUCCUCCUCGGACGGUGUGGUACCUUCCACACUUUGCCGUACAUCAUCCCAAAAAGCCGGAAAUCAGUGCGGAGUUCAAAGGCAUCUCCCUCAACAAAGCACUCCUCCAAGGGCCGGACAUGAUGAACAGUCUGUUGGGGAUUCUCCUUCGAUUUAGGCUAGCCGAAGUUGCUGUGAUGGGGGAUGUGGAACACAUGUUCCAUAAUUUCUACGUCAACACAGAGCAUCGUGAUUAUCUGCGCUUCUUGUGGUUCGACGACAAUGACCCUACUAAACCAACAGUAGAAUACAGGAUGAACGUCCACCUCUUUGGCAGCAUCUCAUCCCCUGCUGUAGCAACAUUCGGUCUUAGAAUGGUUGCCGACGAGUGCGAAUCUACUCAUGGGGCUGACGUGAAGCACUUUAUCCACAAUGACUUCUACGUCGAUGAUGGGCUUACAUCACAACGAGACGCACAGACUGCCACAAACCUGGUCCAACGUUGUAGAGAUGCCCUGGCCACCAAGAACUUGCACUUCCAUAAAAUUGCCUCCAACAGCAAGGAAGUCAUGAACGCUCUUCCCAAGGAAGAGAGAUCCAAGAGAUUCCAAGUUGACCUGCAAGACAAACCCUUCUCACGGCGGGGAGUCCUUUCGGUGGCAAGCUCCAUCUAUGAUCCGCUGGGUCUAGCAGCACCAGUCACCAUUGAAGGGAAAUUCAUCCUACGAGAGCUUAUGGCGGCCUCAAAAAAGGAGCAAAACUCGCCUCAGGAUCUUUGGGACCGUCCACUGCCUCAGAGCUGUCUCCCAAGAUGGACCCGCUGGCGCAAUUCUCUACUCAACCUUCAAGACAUCCAUGUUCCCCGCUGUUAUCAUCCUACAGACUUCGGCCAUGUCAACAGACGAGAAAUUCAUGUCUUCUCUGAUGCUAGUGAUCUAGCAAUAGCAGCGGUCGCCUACUUGAGACUUGUCAACGAAAACAACCAGUCACAUGUGUCCUUCCUUCUGGCUAAGGCGAAAGUCACACCUCCCCAUGCGGUAUCCAUACCACGACUGGAGCUGUGCGGGGCAGCGCUGGCAACUACACUGGUGCAGACUGUUGAGCCAGAGAUCAGAGCACGAGCAGCUAUCGACAGUACCACCUACUACACCGAUAGUAAGGUAGUCCUUGGCUACAUUUCCAACCAAUCUAGACGUGUCCAUGUGUAUGUGGCAAAUAGAGUGCACACAAUACACAAUGUGUCAACACCCAACCAGUGGCACCACGUGCCAACAGACGAGAAUCCUGCGGACCUGGCAUCUCGCUCAGUCCCUGCUAACCAACUUAGCACCUCGACUUGGUUUAGAGGACCAGACUUCCUCUGGCAGCAAGACCCCUCUCCAACGCAGACCGAAGCAUCUGCCAGUCAUGAAAUUCCACUUGCCGAUGACGACCCCGAAGUGCGGAGAGAAACGCGCGUCAACCACACGAACGUCAGUGACCAACCCAAGAGUCCAGUCACCAUGGCCCAGGGAUCGCAAUUGGGAUGUAAUAGGUUCUCAUGCUUUUCUACCUGGGCAUCUCUCAGACGUGCAGUCACAACCCUCAUUGUUGCAGUGAAAACCUUCAAGUCGAAACGGGAAGGGAUCAGUGACGACAACCAGCAAGCUGACAAACCCCACAGACGAGCAUCUGUUGAAGAGUUGCAGAAAGCAGAUCGUGUGAUCUUCCAUGCAGUACAGAAAGAGUACUUUGGAGAGGAACUAGCCAGCCUCAUCACCAACAGUGAUCUGGAGCAAGCUUCGACAAAUACCAUAAAGCAGAAAAGCCCCAUGUACCAGCUAAGCCCCUUCAUUGACAACGAUGGACUCAUCAGAGUCGGAGGAAGACUGCGAAGAGCCGACCUCGAUCUGGGGGGACGUCAUCAGGUUAUCCUUCCCAAGAACAGCCAUGUUUCCAAACUCAUUGUGAAACACUUUCAUCAAGAGGUCAAACACCAAGGAAGGCAUUUCACCUUCGCAGCUAUUCGAGCUGGAGGCUUCUGGGUCAUCGGCGCUCAUGAUCUUGUCAGAAGUGUCAUCAACCAGUGCACCAUCUGUGCGAAGCUAAGAGGCAAGUUUUUCACUCAAGUCAUGGCCGACCUACCUCAAGACCGGCUCCAGCCAACGCCCCCUUUUACCAAUGUUGGAACAGAUGUAUUCGGACCCUGGACCAUUGUGACGAGGAAAACAAGAGGCGGCUCAGCAGAUUCCAAACGAUGGGCUGUAAUCUUUACGUGCCUCUCCACUAGAGCUGUCCACGUUGAGGUCAUUGACUCCAUGGACACCUCAGCCUUCAUCUGUGCACUUCGAAGAUUUGUUGCAGUUCGUGGACCGGUCGCCAAAAUCAGAUGCGAUAGAGGAACAAACUUCGUAGGCGCCAAGGGCGAGCUGAACCACGAACAAGUUGGGAGGUACUUGACUACCAGGAGUUGCGAGUGGGUGUUCAACCCCCCACACGCCUCGCACUUUGGAGGAGUUUGGGAGCGGCCAAUAGGAAUCAUCCGACGUGUCCUGGAAUCAAUGUUUGCCCAACUAGGUAAGCAUCAGCUAACCCAUGACGUACUGGUGACUUUUGUGGCGGAAGCAUGUGCUAUCGUCAACUCGAGACCUAUCACUACAGUCUCCUCAGAUGCCAACGACCCCCGACCACUCACUCCUGCCACGCUCCUCACCCUGAAGACUCAGACACUUCAGGCACCUCCAGGUGACUUCGUCAAAGAAGAUCUCUAUGGCAGACAACAUUGGCGUCGUGCCCAGUAUCUUGCAGAACAAUUUUGGCUUCGAUGGCAGAAGGAGUACCUCCAGAGUUUGCAGCCCAGGACAAAGUGGAACAGUACGCAGCCCAAUAUCCGCGAAGGAGACGUAGUUCUGGUCCGAGAUAAGGAGCUCAGGAGGAACAACUGGCCCCUUGCCAGAGUCACGAAGACGUACCCCAGUGAUGACGGCAGAGUUCGCAAGGUCGACAUCAUUGUCUGCUCUGACGGGACGCGCAGAACCUACUUCAGACCUAUCUCGGAGCUUGUGCUCCUUGAGAAGGGUCACGACUCAACACAGUGCUCUACAACCGAGUGA
Molecule: messenger RNA, 4995 nt
Organism: Patiria miniata (bat star)
Lineage: Eukaryota; Metazoa; Echinodermata; Asteroidea; Valvatida; Asterinidae
Exons: 1
Coding region: 1-4995 (1664 amino acids)
Biological process (GO): DNA integration
Molecular function (GO): nucleic acid binding
Source: RefSeq, a predicted model, not a curated record